UCCUCACAUACACACACAUAAACAAUUGUAAAAAAAAAAAAAAGAAGAAGAAGUAGCAGAAGAAAUGAUCAGUGCUUUGUGAGUGCUAAAAUCAUUUUGCCAUGUUAGAAGACACAUUUUUAGAAGAAGAUAUCUGGGAAUAUAAAUCAAAAAGAAAACCCAAAUCAGUACAUCUAGAUAAGUGCUCAGAAAAGACUCCAAAGUCGAUUGAAAAAGUGACAGAUGGAAAAUACCAGUCAAAACGCAAAGGAAACAAAAAAAGAACCACAGAGAAUAAAGAGAAAACAAAGGACCAUGACAUAGGUCUUGGGGAAACAGAUCGUCAGACUUCCAUAGUUUCUAGUCAAAAUUCAAGUUGGAGAGAUGGUAUCAAACAGUCCCAAGACAAACAGAGUACUCCACACAGGCACUGUAAGACUCACAAAAACAAACAAAUGUCCUCAAAGAUACGUCCAGUUUAUGAUGGAUACUGUCCAAGCUGCCAGAUGCCCUUCUCCUCAUUGCUGGGACAGACACCUCAAUGGCACGUUUAUGAGUGUUUGAAUUCUCCACCAGUUUCUGACAUAGAGUGUCCUGAUGGUUUUCUGUGUACUUCAACAUUUCCUUCUCAUUAUAAGAAAUACACUCACCUUCUGCUUGCUCAAAAGAGGGAUAGCAAGGAGCCUUUCAUCAGUGUGUCACCUGUAUCAAGUGGGAAUAUCUGUGAGACUAAGCCUGGCUUCACUUGUAACCUUGAAGAAAGAUGGUCUCAGCACCCAAAGCAAACUGAGAGCUUAAGAAAUGUUUCCAGUGAUCCUUUAUUGAAAUCCCAGUGUCUAAAAAAGUCACAGUUUCUAACUGAAAAUAAUGAAAAAAUUUCUACAUCUGAAAAUUCUAAACCACCACCACAGGUUGCACAAUUUACAGAAUUUGUUAAGAAAGACAAACUGGUAGGCGUUGCUUUGCCUCUGAGUACUGUGGAAGAAGUGGACAGCCAAAGCAACGCACGAUACACAAGCUUGUCACUGCCAGAAAAUGAUUCUGACAGCUGUGAGAUCUCCUAUUCUCCACUUCAGAGUGAUGAAGAAACUUAUAAUGUAGAUGAAAAGCUGGAUGAUUCACAACAGGAGCUAUUUUCUACUAGAAGCUCUAAAGAUGGCAGCCUUGAGGAUGACAACAGCUCUGCUGAGUUGGAAAGUCUCCCUGGUUCCUUCCCGAAGGACUCAGAAGAUAGCUGCUCCCAAAUGAGUCGCUUUUUAACUCAAAAUGACUAUAAUGAAGAAUUGUAUAACUGCAGUAUUCUCAAUGCUUCGUCUCAACUUACCUCCCAGUCUGAGAGCAGUAUUCUGUACAAUGAAUCCACAUGUCCUGAUGAUUAUUCUUUGUUGUUUGCACCUGCAUUAAGAGGACAGCUUCCUCCUUUUAACUACCAAACAGCCAACAAGUAUGCUAAUGAGCCACAGUUUCACACAUCUCAACCAGAUAAACAGAAGCUAGUAGUUGAAGAAUCAGCUGUUUACAAUCAAGUUUCUCUGCCUUUCAGAAGCCAGGGAGGCCAUCCAACCCAAAGGCAAGUGAGAGAAUUGUCAAGUAAGAAUAGUGCCAACUCAACAUGUGUCUGCAGAAAGGCAUUAAAGGGUGUGCUAGAUGGUAGUAAAGUGACAGUUUUAAAUACAGAAAAAUAUCCUAGUACACCUGCUAAGUCUUCUAUGCAAACAUCACCCUCUAGUCUUAAGUGCCACGCAAGCCAGCCUUCUACCAAGGUAAUGAAGCAAAUGGAUAUAGGUGUGUACUUUGGACUGCCACCCAAAAGAAAAGAAGAGAAAUUGCCCAGGGAAAGUGCAGUAAAAGAGACAGACUCAAAUCUAGUUGUAAGUCCUCAGGAAAAGAGGUCCCGGCAGUGCAAGAGAAAAGCAGAAAAAUCUUUAAGUGAUUUAGAAUUUGAUGCAAAUAACUUAAAUGAGAGUCAGCACUCUGUGGAACUCUCUGGGGAGAGAUCACAACGGCGAAGAAAGAGACAUAAAAAGUCAAAUUCACCCCAGAAAGGAGCACAGCAGAAAAGGUGGGACAGAACAGAAGCUGGAGCAGUCCAUUCAGAUGCAGACAGUGUCUUUGUGAACUCAGCCUAUAGCAGGCCACAAAGAAGGAAUGUGAGAAUUCCAGAAGCAUCUACUACAGGAGAAUUAAGAAAAAGGACAUGUCCAUUCUAUAAGAAAAUACCUGGUACUGGCUUCACGGUUGAUGCCUUUCAGUAUGGUGUGAUUGAAGGAUGCACAGCCUACUUCCUCACACAUUUCCAUUCUGACCAUUAUGCCGGGCUGUCUAAAAGCUUCACUUAUCCAAUCUACUGUAGUGAGGUAACUGGCAAUUUGUUGAAGAACAAGCUUCACGUGCAAGAACAAUAUAUCCAUCCACUGCCAAUGGAUACUGAAUGUACAGUGAGCGGCAUCAAGGUUGUUUUGUUUGAUGCUAAUCACUGUCCAGGUGCUGUCAUGAUCCUUUUCUGCCUUCCUAACGGUGCUGUCAUGUUGCACACUGGAGACUUCAGAGCAGAUCCCAGCAUGGAGCGCUCUCUCCUUGCUGCCCAUAGAGUGCACACACUAUACUUAGAUACCACAUAUUGCAGCCCAGAAUACACCUUUCCAUCUCAGCAGGAGGUUAUCCAGUUUGCCAUCAACACUGCCUUUGAGGCUGUAACUCUAAACCCACGUGUUCUUGUUGUCUGUGGCACAUACUGCAUUGGAAAAGAGAAAGUCUUCCUAGCCAUUGCUGAUGUUUUAGGCUCAAAAGUGGGCAUGUCCCAAGAAAAAUACAGGACCCUGAAGUGCCUCAACAUACCAGAAAUUAACUCUGUCAUCACUACAGACAUGUGUACCUCUUCUGUCCACCUUCUCCCAAUGAUGCAAAUUAAUGUUAAGGGUUUACAAAGUCAUUUAAAGAAAUGUGGUGGGAAAUAUGAUCAGAUUCUGGCUUUUCGACCUACAGGAUGGACACACUCCAACAAACUAACUAAUAUAGCAGAUGUUACUCCCCAAACCAAAGGAAACAUUUCAAUAUAUGGAAUUCCGUAUAGUGAACACAGCAGCUAUCUAGAAAUGAAACGUUUUGUCCAGUGGCUGAGGCCCCAGAAAAUCAUCCCUACUGUGAACAUGGGUACCUGGAGAUCCCGGAGCACAAUGGAGAAAUAUUUUAAGGAGUGGAAAUUAGAAGCUGGUUACUGACAACCCAGGACACAGGAGUGGUUAGGUAGCAUGGCUGUAGCUUAUGAGGAGUGAAAAUUUACAGUGACACGGAACAUGCUUUAUGUGACAACCUCAGGAAGAACAGUUGUACAGUUCUUCUCAUUUAUGUUUGAGUCAUGUGUUCAGGGUGCUCAGUUCCUCCCAACAUCCCUGAAACCACGGGGAAUAAGGCCCCCCAAUAGUCCUCAUUUCCCAUCCCUGUCUCCAUGGAGACAGUUAUUCUGCAUCAGACCUUCGUUGGGGAAACAAAGGCAGGUUUGCGGACCAAAAAAUAUUGUGGUAAUGCAUAGCCUAGACUGGCAGUAUUAUAUGUAAGUAAUUAUGUAUCUUUAAAAUUAUAAAAUUAACUUUUAUAUAAUAAAUAUUCUUCA
This is a messenger RNA of Dipodomys ordii (Ord's kangaroo rat), 3592 nucleotides long. It is a transcript of the gene Dclre1a, whose product is annotated as DNA cross-link repair 1A. Gene Ontology annotation, biological process: protection from non-homologous end joining at telomere; double-strand break repair via nonhomologous end joining; interstrand cross-link repair. The transcript has 9 exons. The coding region runs from base 102 to 3200 and encodes 1032 amino acids. Lineage: Eukaryota; Metazoa; Chordata; Mammalia; Rodentia; Heteromyidae. The record is from RefSeq and is a predicted model, not a curated record. Gene Ontology annotation, molecular function: damaged DNA binding; 5'-3' DNA exonuclease activity.